AGUGCCGGCUAUCAGUCUGUUGGAGUAAGCGUAACCCCUCGUGAUGAUCUCGAACAGUCAGUUUCGGUCGGGCAGGUCACUGCUGCUGGCAUUGAUCUUGCUGAUUGGCUGCAAUGCCCAGGAACAGCAAGAGCAACAGAAGGAAGUUUUUAAACUGUGCGUUCCGCAUCAGAUCAUUACGGCCUGUCGGGAUCUGAUGGCCAAACCGGACGCGGCGGUGCAGGUUCAGUGUAUCCCCGGCCGUGACCGGAUGGAGUGUUUGGAAAAAGUCAACGCAAGACAGGCGGACUUUGUGGCCGUCGAUCCGGAGGACAUGUACGUGGCCUACCAUAUGGCGAAUCAAGACUUUAGUGUGUUUACCGAAUUUAGAACGGUGGAGGAACCGAAGGCCGAAUUCCGGUACGAAGGCAUAAUCCUGGUGAGGAAGAGUGAUAAUUUUAAGAGUUUGGCCGAUCUACGCGGAAAGAAAUCCUGCCACACCGGGUACGGACGAAAUGUUGGCUACAAAAUUCCGAUCACCAAGCUGAAGAAGGUGGGAUUGUUUAAGCUGGCCUCUGACCCUGAAUUGGCACCGCUGGAAAAAGAACUGAAAGGGUUAUCGGAACUGUUCGGUAGCUCGUGUUUGGUGGGUAAAUAUUCCCCUAACGAUGAGGUGAACCGGCUUCUGAAGAAACGUUACUCCAACUUGUGUGCUCUCUGUGAACGACCAGAUGUGUGCGACUAUCCCGAUAAGUACUCCGGUUAUGAUGGAGCCAUCCGUUGUUUAGUGGAAAAUAACGGGGAUGUUGCCUUUACCAAAGUGAUUUACGUUAACAAAUAUUUCGGUCUGCCAGUGGGAGAAGCACCGGCUCAGCCAGCUCUGAAUCCGAAUGCUCGCACUGAGGAUUAUGUAUACUUGUGCGAAGAUGGAACAACUCGUCCCAUUACUGGUCCGGCAUGUUCCUGGGCCCAACGCCCAUGGCAAGGUUAUAUGGGAAAUGGAGAUAUAAACAGCCGCUUCCAGCGGCUGCAAAAGCGACUCCAGCAAUUUUACGAAACAGCGAAAAAUUCCGCUGCUGCCGAUCAGGCAAGCCAGAUGUGGGUUGAUAGUAAAAAUGUCCUCUUCGACCGAGAAGUGCCCGUGUUACCCGGAGAGCAUCUGAACCGUGCUCAGUACAAGGAUGUGAUCGAACGAGACGGUCCGUUCCAGUACAAAAUCAAACUUUGUGUAACUUCCGAACUGGAGCAGGAGAAAUGUGAAGUGAUGCGGAAAGCUGCUUACUCUCGGGACGUCCGGCCAGAAAUUGAGUGCAUACUGAAGGGCAAAAAUGCAUGUGUACCAGCCGUACAGCAUGGCGAAGCGGACGUCGUUGUGCUCAAGGGAGAAGAUCAAACUUUUGAAAAUGUAGAGGGUCUGAAGCCGAUUCUGUUCGAGAAAUAUGAUGAAGAUGAUGUGAUGGUUGCAAUUGCUGACCAGGGCGUUACCCGUGAUCAACUGCUCAAAGCACCACUGGAAUUCGACGUCUCGGACCAGCGGGCCAUUUCUGCAGCACUGUUCUUGAACGACAAACGCCAACGGAAGACCUGCCCGAAUAAGCUGUCUUCCAUCCCGGCUGCCCCUAUUCGGAUCAUUUCCGCCCAGGAACUAACGCGGUUGGGUUCAGGCAAGGUACUGGUCUGUCCGAGUCUCGAGUUCGAACCGAUCGCCAACUAUGCGUCGUGUAACGUCGACUACACGCUGCCGGCCGGAAUCUUUAUCCGCAAAACCGUCUCCGGACAGAUCGAGGAUAACAUUUCGCACGCAUUUGUGUCGCUAUCGGACAAGUUUGGACACGGAUCGAAAACCGAGGUGGUGUUCGAUAUGUUCGGCGAGUUCAAACCGGGCAUGAAAAACGUUUUGUUCCACGAUCGGGCAGCACGGUUUGAACAGGCCAGCAACAAAGUUGCUGACGUCGAGGUGGGAAAUUACAAACGAUUGAUGUGUCUGUAAGGUCUGGUCUAUAUGAUAACGAAUAAAUGUGAUCUACUGUUGAUAAGAAUAUAGUUUGUUAGUAACUGA
This is a messenger RNA of Sabethes cyaneus, 2038 nucleotides long. Its product is annotated as transferrin. Gene Ontology annotation, cellular component: early endosome; extracellular region; recycling endosome. Gene Ontology annotation, biological process: iron ion transport. The record is from RefSeq and is a predicted model, not a curated record. Bases 44 to 1969 code for a protein of 641 amino acids. NCBI's taxonomy places the organism in Eukaryota, Metazoa, Arthropoda, Insecta, Diptera, Culicidae. The transcript is spliced from 2 exons.